AUGGAGAGAGUAACAAGAUUAGCAUCACAAAGAGCUAUAGUUAUCUUUAGCAAGAGUACAUGUUGUAUGAGUCACACUAUCAAGACCCUUUUCUAUGAUCUUGGUGUAAACCCAACAGUUCAUGAACUCGACGAAGAACCCGGAGCAGGAAAAGAAAUCGAGAAAGCGCUUAUAAGUCUAGGAUGUAAUCCGUCGGUACCUGCCAUAUUUAUCGGUGGUAAGCUAGUUGGUGGAGUUAGUGAAGUUAUGACUCUUCAUCUCAGUUGCUCUCUCGUUCCAUUGCUAAAGCAAGCAGGAGCUAUCUGGCUUUGA
This is a messenger RNA of Papaver somniferum (opium poppy), 312 nucleotides long. Its product is annotated as monothiol glutaredoxin-S3-like. The record is from RefSeq and is a predicted model, not a curated record. NCBI's taxonomy places the organism in Eukaryota, Viridiplantae, Streptophyta, Magnoliopsida, Ranunculales, Papaveraceae. The transcript has a single exon. The coding region runs from base 1 to 312 and encodes 103 amino acids.